Anas platyrhynchos (mallard) is the source of this 2713-nucleotide messenger RNA. RefSeq names its product serine protease 23. The record is from RefSeq and is a predicted model, not a curated record. Gene Ontology annotation, biological process: proteolysis. Gene Ontology annotation, molecular function: serine-type endopeptidase activity. Lineage: Eukaryota; Metazoa; Chordata; Aves; Anseriformes; Anatidae.
ACCCAGCGCGCUGCCACGUGUCCGGCGCAGACCCCGGCUGCCUCGGGGGGACACGGGGCUGUCCCGGCGGAGGCGUCGGAGCUGCUCUCCCUGUGCUCCAGCUGCUUGUCGGGGAAGAGCCUCUGCGGUCAGCCAAGGGGAGCCCAUCUCAGAGCAGCGGGACAGAGCUGUCGUCUCCCUCUGCAGUCAGCAGGUCUGGCAGGAUGACUGGCUGCCGGGUGAUUGCCCUCCUCCUGCUGUCCUUCCUUCCCGGUGCUGCAGCUGGAGGCCUGCUUCCUGCCCUCGUUCCCCAGUCCACCCUGCAGCUCGGCAGAGCUCGCUUCUCGGCGCAGCCCGUCCUGGAGCUGACAACACGCUGCGAUGAUGCAUGCGCCCAGCGGGAGGCUGCUUUGGCCCCCCAGGAUUUGCAGGAGCACCUUUCUUACGAGACCCUGUACGCCAACGGCACCCGCACCCUCACCACGGUGGAGCUGAGCCCCCGGGGGGGCGGCACGGAGAAGAGGCGGCAGAGGUGGCGCAGGCGGCGCAAGCGGCAGAUUUACGGCACGGACGGGCGGUUUUCCAUCAGCGGGCCCCACUUCUUGCUGGACUACCCCUUCUCCGCCACCGUCAAGAUCUCCACAGGGUGCACGGGGGUGCUCGUGUCCGAGCGGCACGUCCUCACAGCUGCCCACUGCAUCCACGACGGCAAAGACUACGUGAAGGGGGCCAGGAAGAUCAAGGUGGGCUUCCUGACGCCGCUGCAGGGCACUGGCAACAGGACGGGGCCGGGGGGGCUGGCGAUGCGCUGGGCUCGCGUGCGGCGCACGCAGGUGCCCAAGGGUUGGAUUCGGAGCCCCAACUCGGUCAGCAUGGACUAUGACUACGCCCUGCUGGAGCUGCGCAGGCCACACCAGCGCCCCUACAUGAAGCUGGCGGUGGCUCCAGCGGCGGAGGAGAUGGCUGGGAAGAGGAUUCAUUUUUCGGGGUUUGACAGCGACCGGCCAGGUGAGCUGGUCUACCGCUUCUGUGGGGUGGAGGAUGAGACAGCACACCUCAUCUACCAGCACUGCGAUGCCCGGCCCGGUGCCUCCGGCUCUGGGGUGUACGGCAAGGUGUGGGACCCCGUCCGGCACAAGUGGGAGAGGAAGGUGGUCGGGGUCUUCUCUGGGCACCAGUGGCUCGAGGUGGCCGGGGAGCAGCAUGACUAUAACGUUGCUGUUCGCCUGACGGCUCCGAAGUUUGCUCAAAUUUGUUACUGGAUCAAAGGGGACUAUAAAAGCUGCCAGAACGAAUAACUGCAGCCUUCCUUUUCCCCUCCCCAGUGCAGAAGGCUUUGAGCGUGGUGUUGCAGAGCAAAUGCACGGCUGAGGAGCACGAGGAGGAGCAGCAUCUCCUGCCAAAACUGCUGCACCACUGAACUUCACUUUGUUCUCUGUCCUGGAGGAACGAGGUCCCUGCACAUCACAAGGGAUCCAGUGGAGACUCACUGAGCCUGAAGGGUGCGUAAGCUCCUUUGGUUGGUGCUGGUGGGAACUCGGCAUCGGGUUCUUUGCACAAAGAGCUCGGCUGGCAGUCAGGACAGCGGCCUCUGCCUCGAGCCGUUAACCACUUGGAGGCAGCCACAGGCCUGUGCUCAGCUGCACCGAGUUUCUCUUGGGUCUCACCAGGUCUCUGUUUGUGGGCUGGCACUGCCCAGCUUGGCACUGCCCCAGCUCUGUGAGGACAAAGGAUUUUUUCUUCUAACAGCGUCUUUGUGUGCCGAUGAAAGGUGCCUGAAAGGGAACCCUGCAGCCUGAGGCUUCUGGGCACGCUGUCAGCAAGGAGCCUGGCCAGGACAGGAGGGGCUGCUCCAGCGUGCUGGUGGAAGCAGCACGUGAUGGCACUCUUGGAAAGGAAACCUCUUCCAACCCCUGCAGCGUGGUACCACGUGGGUACUGCCACGCCACAGCACGGGCUGAGAUCUGGGAGCCCCCAUUUACUUGUAAACCUUCUCAUCUCUCUUUGGUUCUCUUUGGGAUGCCUUUAGGAGGAAGGGACCCUGGCAUUUACUGCAGCUGUAGUAUUUGAGGUGGAUUAUUUUAUGCAAAUACGUGUAUUUGAAUAAAAGGCAGCACAAAUCUCUUUGCAAAGGUUACGUUGAAAGGAGAGUGGUGCACAACUUGCCAACCCUGCUUUGGGACUUGUGAAAGCAUGGCAAUGCUCUCCCUUCAGACCAAAGCCAGCAGGACAGGUGGAGCUGGGUAGAGCUGAAAUUGCAGGAUCUUGCAAAAAUAGGGACAGAAAUGCCUCCCACAGUCAUAACCCAGGCACCUGACCAAACAGCUUCCCACAUGCUCUGUCAGAUCCACAGGAAUGAUAUGUCCAACAGGCCCUACCAGGCUCUCCCAGGAGCAAAGCAAGAGUUUGUUUUAUGUGUCCCUACCUCACAUACACAAGAUUCUGUUGCUAAUCCAAGUUUCAUGGCAGAUUUCCCUCCCUGUCUUCCUCACAGAUUCCCUUUUGCUUGCUGUGUUUGCCCAAGCAAUUCUUCUAUGUAAUCCAUAACCUCCAGAAGGGACUUUGUGCUGAUGCUGCUUUGCCAGGCUGGACAGAUGACAAACUGAGCUUGUUUUUUGCUCUUGUGUCAACGUCCCCUCCUUUUCACUGUAUGUCAGGGCAGCCUGCAUCGCAGGCUUGUCAACUCUGUCAUUCCUCAGGUCUGCUGAGGUCUAAACGUGCAGUUCCUUCAGGA